UGACGAUUUCAAGCUACUGAAUUUGCUAAUAUCAAGGCGGUGGUCUUAACUUUUAACAGUAACAAGAUGAUGAUUUAUUGAUGGUUGAAAAUGAUCCAACGGGGAAAGCGUGGAAUAAGGAGGCGUGGUAAGUCCCCAUUGGCAGUUUCACUUGUUCUACGGUUCCGUGCAAGGCAUACGACUCUCCCCAAGAAUCGGAUCCCGUACUUUUACUUGGUCUCAGAUCACAACAAAUCCCCACCUUUUUCUCACCGUAAUUACUACGAUACUAUCCUCCUGGACAACAUAUAUUCUGCAAUCCCAUCCCAUUUUUUCUCCCCCUAAGCUCCUUUUUUGCUCAAACCAAUCACAAUCACAAUUUCAAAAAAUCAUGACAGUAAAAGGAGGAACUUCCCCAGCCUGCGCAGCUUGCAAAUACCAGAGAAGAAAGUGUGCUUCUGAUUGCGUCUUGGCACCUUAUUUCCCAGCUAACCAGCCUAAAAUGUUCCAGAAUGCACACCGGCUCUUCGGCAUCAGCAACAUAACAAAAAUACUCAAACAGUUGGACGACGAGGAUCAGAAGGCCGAUGCCAUGAAAUCAAUCAUUUUCGAAGCCGAUAUGCGGGAGAGAUUCCCCGUUUAUGGCUGCGUCGAGUACAUUUGUUACCUCCGUCAACAACUCCAACAAACCAUGGACGAACUCCAUUACGUCUACACGCAACUCGCCCUCUGCAAAGAGCAGCAAUUAUUAGGUUCCGUGGUUAAUUCCCAUAACAAUAACAAUAAUAAUAAUAGUAAUAAUUAUGAUCAUCAACAGCACACAUUAUUACAGCAUUAUGGGAUGAAUAAUGCAGCGGAAAUGCCUUAUCCUAUGAAUGUUAUGUUUGGUGGUGGUGAAGAUGAUAUGGGUGAGGGAGAGUCCAGUGAGAGUGUGGGAAAGCCAAAUUUGUUAGGUGUGGAACCCUCAUCUUACUACGAACAUCCCACUGAUGUUCUAGUGAAAAAUACUAAUUAUAACAAUCAUAUGUCACUUCCAUCAUUUCCAAAUGAGCAUUCUCAAGAUUAUGGUUUGGUGGCUUUCAAUAACACUAUAGCCGAUGAUAGACAAUCCUAUAUUGAAACGAAGGAGACCUGCGAGUCAAGUUCGGAGUCAUCGUUUAAAGACACAACACAAUCGAACGAGGAGUUAUCCCGGAGUGAGCUCAAAAAUGCUGCUGCCUACUUCAGUCUCACCAGUUAACAAUUGAUAA
This is a messenger RNA of Ipomoea nil (Japanese morning glory), 1229 nucleotides long. Its product is annotated as LOB domain-containing protein 6-like. Bases 371 to 1219 code for a protein of 282 amino acids. The record is from RefSeq and is a predicted model, not a curated record. NCBI's taxonomy places the organism in Eukaryota, Viridiplantae, Streptophyta, Magnoliopsida, Solanales, Convolvulaceae. The transcript has 2 exons.